AGAAGGAACAGACAGACUUUAGAUUUAUUUCAUUUUUUCAGGCACCAACCUAAUGGAUCUUGUUGGGCCAAUCAUCGAAUUGUUGAGUUGCCUAAUGCCUCCACUAUGCAAGCAUUUGGAACAUCAUAGAAAUCUUCAAGAAAAUAUGGAAGAACUGAGAAGGGUGUUGGGAGAUCUAAACAAUCGACUGGAAGACAUAAAUUUGAGAAAACAGAAUGUAGAGACUUGCUCGAGAAAGGUGGUGCGGAGAGAAGUGAUAAACUGGCUUGAAAAGAAGAAAAUCGAAGAAGUAAAAGAACUUAUUCUUCAACAAGGAAGCUUCCCUGAUGAUAUUGCAAUUGAUCAGCCUCCAAGCAGUGGAAUGAGAUUGCCAGCAGAGGAUGCAAGAGGUCGAACCAAUGUGAAGGAACAAAUCUGGGGGUUUUCUUUUGAGGAUGUUGGAAUCCCGAAACCAACACAGCAAAAUGGGUGCAAAGUAGUUAUUACAAGCAGAUCGAUUGAGCUGUGUAAUUAUAUUGAUUGUGAGCAAGUUAUUAGGAUGCAGCAACUUUCAAAGGAAGAAUCUUUGAACUUAUUCCUGGAUACAUUGGGACAUGAUGUUCCUAUGAAAAUUCCAAAUUUAGAAGAAACUUUGAAGCUUGUGGUGGCUGAGUGUGGAGGUUUACCUCUAGCUAUCGUUGUCAUAGCUAGGAGCAUGAGGGGAGAAAAUGAUAUAUCUGCAUGGAGAUAUGCUCUAUAUGUGCCUUCAUUAGCAAAGCUGAAGGCAUUGAAGAAGUUGGAUCUAAAUGGGACGGGGAUUGAGAACGUCCCACAAGGCCUAGAAAUGUUGGUGAAUCUCCAAUAUCUUAAUCUAGAUUGUCCAAAUCAGGUGGAGCUGCCAAUAGGAGUACUUUGUAACCUCACUCAUCUCCAGUUUCUUGCAGGCAUUUUGAAACCUACUAGUUUUGCAAUGAAAGCAGAAAAGGAUCAAAAGUUCCCUCGGUACUGGAUUAGGGUGGGAGUAACUGAUGCUACAGUGAAGGUUUUUGAUUUCCAUAUGUCAUUAUAUGAUUUUGAAAUCAGGAGGGAUUACAACAAAUUGCUCUCAGAUUUCAGAUAUUGUGACAUUGAUGGUUGUAAAGGGUUAGAGUGCAUACUUGACUUCUUCUCAUCGUCCUCACCCUGCAGCUCGUUGGAAAUUCUAGAACUCCAAAAAUUGCCUGACUUGCAAGUAAUUGUGAAAGUGGAAGUGCAACUAGCGUCAGCUCCAUCAACGUCACGGCAAGCAAUAGUGUCUUCCAUCUUUUCCAACCUUAAAAUAUUUAAAAUAUUUAAAAUAUCUUAUUGUUCAAGAAUCAAGAAGUUGUUUCCAUCUGAGCAGCUGAAGGGUCUCCAAAACAUGGAGGAGAUUGAUGUUUUCAAUUGCCCAAAAUUGGAGGAAAUAAUAGAAGUUGAAGAAGAGAAAGAAACUCCCAUAACAGUGGGAAACAACGAAACUAUCACAAUUGCUCUUCCUAAAUUAAGGAAAUUGAGAUUAACGUGUUUACCAAAAUUGAAGAGCAUCUGUACUGCAAGAGGAGUAAUAGGUUCUACAUCUCUUCAAACUCUUGAAAUAGAUUGGUGUCCUAUGCUGAAUAGGAUCCCUUUAUUUCUGUCUCUGCUUCCUAACGGUGAGCUUUCUCUGCCUCCUCCACUCCAAGAAAUCCGUAUAGAGUCAAGAGGAUGGUGGGAAUCGUUGGUGUGGGACAAUCCUUCCACUAAAGAUAUAUUCCUUCCCUUCUUGAAGCCAAACAAUGAUUCUCCUUUCCUUGAGAAAGGAUUUCAUGACCUACAAGAUUUCAACAAUUUUGUCAAGUCUUUUAAUGUUCAAAAGCUUACUUGGUAUCAACUUAGGGUGGAAGCAACUGAUGAUAAUGAUGGAGGUAACAGUGGCAGUGAUGAUGAUUCUUAUUGUAAUUCUGAUUAUGAUUCUGAUGAUGAUUGCUCUAAGAUGUGUUGUGGCAUGAAAAGCUUAAACGAAGCUUUUGUGUUUAAGGCCUUAUCAGAUUUAAGAUCAUGUCAAAUCAAGCAAUGUGACAAGUUGGAGUGCAUGCCUGAGUUGUUCUCAUCGUCGUCAGUCUACGGCCCAUUUGGUAGGCUUUCAAUUUUAAAGCUUACUAGAUUGCCUCACUUGUGUGUACUUGUGAAUGUGGAAGGGCAAGCAGCAUCAGCUCCAUCUACAUCGUGUGCACCAACACAGCCCUCCAUCUUUUGUAAUCUUAAGUUUUUGUUAAUAUCCGAUUGUCUAAGAAUCAAGAAGCUGUUUCCAUCUGAGUUGUUGAAGGCUUUCCAAAACUUGGAGAAGAUUUAUGUUAUUAGCUGUGCAAAAAUGGUGGAAAUAAUAGAAAUGGAAGAAGGAAAAGAAACUCUCAUGACAGACAGAGGAAAGGAAACUAUUACUUUCAUUCUUCCCAAAUUAGAGAGAAUGGGAUUGAUGGACUUGCCAAAUUUAAAGAGCAUUUGUAGCACAAGAGGAGUAAUGGUUUGUGAUUCUCUUCAAAAUAUUGAAAUUGGUGAAUGUCCAAAACUAAAGAGGAUCCCUCUAUAUCUACCUGUGCUUCCUAAUGGACAGCUCUCUCCACUUCCUUCGCUCAAAGAAAUCUGCAUAGAGUCUAGAGAAAGAGAAUGGUGGGAGGCGCUGGUGUGGGACAAUCCUUCCGCUAAGGUUAUCCUCCUUCCCUUCUUGGAUCUAGAAUUUGUGGAUAAAUAGGGUAGAAAAUCUGCAAAUGGCUUCAAGGCGUGUUGCAAAUGCCACUUUCCUUUAGGCUAAUUUCGCCCCCACCAGAUCUGGUAUGCAAAAGGAGUAACCCAAAAUGCUCGUAGGAUACAAUGAAGUGCCUUGUUGAUC
Molecule: messenger RNA, 2866 nt
Organism: Rubroshorea leprosula
Lineage: Eukaryota; Viridiplantae; Streptophyta; Magnoliopsida; Malvales; Dipterocarpaceae
Source: the annotation of a GenBank genome assembly